GCCCUGUCGGCUGUCGCCCACCCGAAAACAAAAGAAAAAUAAAAAAAGAAAAACUUCCGCUCAAAUUUUUUCCUCGGCCCUGCCUCCGCCCCCAUCCCUUCCCCUUCCGGCCGAGCGUUGGAAGUUCGGAACCACUCCGGCCGCGCACCACUCGCCACUCGCCAUCGGAAUCCUCCGCGAGGUCGAGCAUCGGAAGUUCAAAACCACCACCCCCCCGCCGCGCGCCGCUCGCCACCGGAACCCCCCGCGACCAUCGGAAGUUUGGAAACCCCUACGAGGCCGCGCACCACUCGCAAUCCGGUUUCGAGUUCCGCCGUUCCGCUGCCGCACGCCCACUUCAUCUGGGAAGCUUAUUCUUGGCGAGCUUAAGAUUAUUGUGGAUCAAAAGAAUUCCAUUGUUUGUAUUUCCUAGCAAUGGGAUCGGAUGGCUCAAAUACAGGAGAGGAGAGGAUGUGGUCGCUCCUUUCGCAGCUCGAUUCGGAGGCUGGGGUCCUUGAUCGGAUCAUCUAUAAGAACAAGAACCAGCACAGGCGCUGCUCUUACUUUCAAUUCCUCCUGAAGGUGAGAAGGGAUUUGAGGCUUGUACAGUUGGCAAACCUGCCGGAGAUCUUGAAUGUAGUCUUUCCCAUCAUAAGUGGCAAGAAACCAGCUCAAAAAGCCCUUCAUCCGAUAAGAGUAAACAGAAAAUGCCCUAAUGUGAAGCAUAACUGCCAGGAGCGACUGUUGGGUGUUGCCCGCAUACUGUCACAGAUGGCUGAACCUAUUAUCAAGGGGGCAACCCAGAUAUCCCUAUUGCUUGCCAAAUCGUUUUUUACAGGAUUUUCCACUAUGGUCUUGGCCUUGCUUGCACGACUUAGAGUGCUCGUCCAACAAAUCUUGCUUGACGUAGUUUCGAUCUUCAACAAGAUCUUGGCUCUUUCCCAGACAAAGCAUUCUGUAAAGAUUGCUGAGGGAGGAAUAGAGGCUUUCCGAGAGUAUUAUCCAUCUCGAGGGGAUGCCCUAUUUUUGGAGUUAGAAUGUGUGUGGGAAGAAGAUAAGUUUGUCUUGAUCGAGAGGACACAAAAUAGCUGUAAAAGGUGCCGAGAUGAGGAUCAAAGUGUGGCUCCUUCUGGAACAUUAAUCCAGUAUGAAACUAUGGCGCAUUUUGGUGAAGUAGAUCGAUCAAUAAUAAAAGGCGACGAGAAGGACAGUUUCGCGGAUGGCGCAAAUAUGACGAGGUUGGUAACUGCUGCUGAGGAUAUCAUCACUGAAAGUGCUGAUUCAAUUCCAACUCCCAAUCCAUCCGAACUUCCACCCCAAAAUAGGAAGAGAGUAGCAUUCAUAUCUGUUGGAAAGUCGGCGCCCUCGCCCGCCGUGCCAAACAAAAAGGCAAAGCUGGACGCAAUCCCGAGCAAUGUUGCUGAAGCCGACGACCCAUUCACCAGUUUACCCUUUCCUGGGAUCAGUAACAACUCCGUCUUUUGAUCAAGCGGUUGCCCACGUGCGCAGGUUCGAACUGUCAGAAUGGCAGUGGAAAAUAACGACAUGCAUCGAUAGCCGUUGUUUCGGACCAAAACUUGAGAAUUUGGAGCAGCAUUACUUCAAGCAAUCCUCAACAAGAGGAUAGUUUUCAGUGAGAGUUCAACCCCUCGCAACUGACAAAUGGGAAGCUCUCCAGUUUUGAUCCUUUUGUAAAAAAUCUGAUUUAUGGGGUUGUAUGUAAUCCUAUCGAUCGAUUAAUUUUAGUAUGCAUACACUUCAAAUGAGACAUAACCGUGUGGUACUUUUGAAGGUGCUGCACUUUGUCCUAUCUAGCCUCUCUGUGGCAAUCAAACCUUCCAUUGAUUAGUUUUUUUUUUCACCCCGCUUGGGGCAUGUGUUGUCUCACUCCUGUAGCUUAGUUCAAUUCUCUAAUGAAUGAACUCGGUUAUAUACUAUCUUUUCCUUAAAAAAAGAAUCAAUCAAUCCUUCA
Messenger RNA from Ananas comosus (pineapple), 1951 nucleotides. RefSeq lists its product as uncharacterized. The record is from RefSeq and is a predicted model, not a curated record. Bases 415 to 1464 code for a protein of 349 amino acids. The transcript has 9 exons. NCBI's taxonomy places the organism in Eukaryota, Viridiplantae, Streptophyta, Magnoliopsida, Poales, Bromeliaceae.